Sciurus carolinensis (gray squirrel) is the source of this 2455-nucleotide messenger RNA. It is a transcript of the gene Spata32, whose product is annotated as spermatogenesis associated 32. Lineage: Eukaryota; Metazoa; Chordata; Mammalia; Rodentia; Sciuridae. Gene Ontology annotation, biological process: spermatogenesis. The record is from RefSeq and is a predicted model, not a curated record. Bases 710 to 1867 code for a protein of 385 amino acids. Gene Ontology annotation, molecular function: actin binding. The transcript has 5 exons. Gene Ontology annotation, cellular component: perinuclear region of cytoplasm.
UUGCCAAAUACCCACCAGAAGGCAACUAGAGGUGGGAUGCUAGGCACUGCCCAGGCACCAAUCAGUAGGUGCAUGUCACAUGCGUCCACUCAUCCCUUUUGUCCCUGAGGCCUGGCUGCCAAUAAACUGAACUGAGUGCAGGCUGGGGCUCUUCCCACUUCCAGCUGCCUCACCUCAAGAGCUUCUGCAUGGGAGUAGAGGGUGACGUUACCUGAAUGAGCUCCUAGGACACAGAGCAGGGUCUGAUUGAGGACCGAUACCACAGGGACACAGGAUACCUUGUACGAGCUGACUCCACACCCCCAAAAGCUGUGCUCAGUGUAUGUGCAUUGCACAUGUAUACAGCUUGGGUUGAUUCAUCGGUUCCGGAGGGAUCCUGGACCCACGGAAGGGCAGCGGUCUUGUGUCCAGAGCGAUGCAGAGUCCAGUCCAGCAACCUCCAACUUACCUGCGCCUGCCCUCUGCGUAAUCUGCCCGCACUGCCGAGGCUCGCCAGCCUCCCCGACUACAAGCUGGCCGGGAAUCCAGAGCGCAGUUCCCUUGCCUAAGGAGUCGCGGCGGGAACGUCACAGAGGCGGCGACAUCACAGGCACCAGCGCCCCCAGUAUCUCCAGCGCCCCCACAUCCCCCCAACCAAAGAGCGCACUGGAGGCGGAGGGGCAGCAGCCACCAGCCCGCUCCCCGCCUCCCAGACAGAGCCUCGGUCAGCAUGGGGCUGACAGGUGCCAAUGGAUUUCCCUGCUGUGGCAAGGGGGCAGUGGACAUCGUGGAGAUACCGAAUGACUUCAACUACCGCCGGCCCCACUCCCAAUUGACAGAAGAGGAAGAAGACACAGAGGUGGAGGAAGAAUUGCUAGAGGAGAAGCCUCUGCACAAAGUUGACUCCCAUGAAAACCUGGACUCCCUCCCAGAUCUGGAAGACAGCCCAGAGAUGGGGCGAGGGCUGUACCAGGUAUCCAAGCCUGAAGCUGAGCCCCAGUGGAAGAUGACCACCCUGGAGUGUGAUCCCACCGAGCAGCAGAGUUACAGGAUAGAGACCCUCCAUCCCUACACCGAGGCGAUGCCAACACCAAGGAACUUCAAGCAAUGGAGGAUAAGCUCCAACUCCAGCCUCCAGAGUGUCUCAGAGAAGGAUCAGAUACUCCCUGAGCAUCGCUCCAUCCGCGUGCAGACCUCCAAGCACCUCUUCUGGGCAAAUAAGCUCAUCCAAGCCUCAGAGCACAGCCUGCAACAGGCAGUAAGCAGGCAGUGCAAAGAGAGAGACACAGAGAAGACCCCCAGCCACCCAAAGCAGGAGUCCAACCCCAAUCACCCACUGGGCCCUGAGAAGCAGUUCCAGAUCUCCAGGACCCAGUCAGCUCUCGCAGUCUCAACCUGCCAGCCAACGCCAAGCCCCUGUCUGUCAACCUCCAGCCUCCCGCCGACCAUCGGCCUGGCAGACCUGAUCAAUUUCGCAUCUUCCUUGGCCAUAGCCUCUUCCAGCGACAUACAAUUGCCCAAUUUGGAGAAAAUGAUCAAAGCUUCUCCCCAGAAGUCUGUGGCACCUUCUACAGAGCCUGUGAAACCUUCUGCAGAGCCUGCACAGCCCACUGAGGACAAUCCAAAACUGCCUGAGAAUCCACCCAAAGCCAUGGAGCCAGAGAAAGCUCCAGAACAGGAAAACAACAGCUUCCCUUCUUACCUAGACUUCAACAAGCCCGGGGUCAAGAGAACCACCAUUGAGGGGGAAGUGAAGUUCCUCCAGACACAGGCCACCUCCCCCGAGCUGCAGAAAGCCAAGGAACACUCGGUGCCGGGAACCAAGAAAGGGAAUCCAUUAUUGCUGAAAAUCCAUUUUAAGCUGUCAUCCCCCUCCGUCCCAGAGUAAUGACUAGACAAAACCAGUAAAGCCUCCAGUGCUGGCCCCCCAGCUCAGACUUUUUGUGCAAAUGCUCCUGGACCAAUGAGCUCACCUGGCUGCCACAUCCUAGUCUCAAUUUUUUUAGGGAUGAUACCCCCAUAUUUUAGUUGUCCCCGACUCCAAGGCCCCCAGAGGGCUCCGUCACCCUGCUCCUGGCCAUUCGUCUCACCCUGCUCACUCCCUAGGGUAGUGCCACUUCACUCCACCCAACCAGACUUCAAGGCCACCUGCAAAGACUCACGCUGAGCCCUCAGGAGGUUUCGGAGUCCUCUCUAAGGCUUCAGAUUCUUAGGCUGAAGCCAGGGGCACGCUGGGAUCAUCCAAGGGGGCAGCCCCUCGGGAGUGGGGCUGGGCAGGGAGAGAGGGAGUGUGAAGGGAGUUCUUCCUGUCUCUCCUCAGGGAAGACCUGACAUGGAAAAGGGAUGGUGCCUGGGGGCUUGAAGGAGGCCAAGACACUGAUCCUCCAGGGGGCCAUGGCCUGGAGCUGAAGGUCCCUCAAAUACAGGGAGAGCCCACAAUGAUAAUGGUACACACCCACACACAACCCAGACAUGC